AUAGUUUCAACAAAAAGGGAUCAGUUUAUUGAAACUCUGCUGCAAUUAGCGUGGUAAUACCAUCAUUUAAAAUAGUAGUAUCUCUGGUUGGUUGCCCAUUUACAUGAAUUGUGAAAUAAGUCAAGAUACGGCGCAGUUUUUUUCCAAGAAAGAUCUCGCUGCGGUGGCGGAAUAGUCCGGUUAAAAAAUCAGAACCAAUUAAGAAGAGAGAAUCUCGACAAUCACUAAGUUGCGUACAGAGGUGUACCUAAGCGUUUUUUUGAGAGAUAGAAUUUAUUGAAAAUCUGCCGAGAAGAUUCCAACCGCCGCCUUGAGAAAGGGGAGUAAUUGAAGAAGGGUCUAGGAGAACACUCUCGCCCAAGUUUUAACGUCAGUGUUUUUUAUUGAUAGUUCAAUCGGGGUUCAAUAUGGGCAUACAGGAACUGCCGAAAUACAAAUGGGGUUUCAAGGAAGUCAAAACACCUGCUAUGUGGAAAGCAGUGGCGGGCGAAUUUAUUGGAACUGCCAUUCUUCUUUUCACCCAUUGUCAGUUAACUAUCCGAUGGCCCAGGUUUCCGGAAGACGGCAACAUCGUCCAGAACGCUCUGGGCACUGGUUUCACGGUGGCGUCCAUCAUCGAGGGGUUUGGUCAUCUGAGCAGGGCGGUGGUCAACCCCGCCAUCACGUUGUCCUUCGUUAUAGCCAGAAAGGUGUCGCCAACGCGAGGCUUAUUCUACGUCCUGGCGCAGUUACUCGGUGGCAUUGCAGGAACAGGACUCUCUUGGCUUGUCACCCCGACGGAGAGAGUGGGUAACUUUGGGGCCGUGUUCGUGCACCCAGAUAUUACGUUGUGGCAAGGUUUUCUUAUGGAGACGUGCCUCACCUUCAUGCUGGCGUUUGUCAACCUGGCUUCCAUCGAUGAUCGUCUGCGUCCCGUCAACAUGCCGUCGGUGGCAGUGGGUCUUCUCGUCUGCGUGAUGGUCUUUACCGGGGCAACCCAAACUGGCGCCUGUAUGAACCCCGCUGUUGCUAUGGGACCCCACGUGAUCCUGAACCAAGGCUGGAUGUGGGCACAACACUGGUUGUACUGGGUCGCUCCCUUCACCGGCUCAGCCAUAGCAACCGUACUGUACAUGUUUUUCUUCACCUGGGGUGUCAAAAGUCUCGAAUUUCCAGACGGCGACAAGGAGGCUGACCCCUACGCUGAGACAAGAAACGAACUACUGGACGACAUUAUUCACGCUGUCUCAACCACGUAUAAACAACACGAAGCCCGCAGUCUGAGAGAAAGCAACGGUAAAGCUGACCGAGGAAAAGAUUCGGAACCCAGACCUGCCUUCAUUGCCCUCCAAGAUGUUAACAGCUUUCCUAGUUAACUUGCACGACGAACAAACAAAUAAAUAAAGACGGAAACGUUUCUUUGCUUAAAUGUUUGUCGGGGAAAAAAAAUCGCCCGAAAAAAUAGGGCGUUAUUUGUUACGGCUAUUGUCGACGAACAUAUGAAAGAUAUUCCAUAAGGAUUGAGUUGUAUUAAUCCUCUUAACUUUGUAUUCAGAGGGCUUGAUCUUGAGCUCCAGACAUAAAGGUUGUCCACGCCAGUUUAUACCAGUUCUAAAUUUUGGUCAUCUCGCUCACCUGACGACACUGAACAAAAGUUUUGGGACCAACAUUUCUUAGCUGAUUAAUCAAAGCAGACUGCGGUUACCUGUAAAUAGUUUUUAUACUCUAUACAAGUGAAGAUACAUCCUAAAAACACCACUGCAUCAAAAGUAGUCACGAUAGUUUAACAUCAAGUUUAAUGUAAGGGUUUGUCAUGGCCGCCAGGUAGAAGUACCAGCUAGUUUGUUAACAUCAGACAUACCGGUAGAUAAUAGUGUUUGAGUAAAAUAUAGGUCUACAGGGUCACAUUGUCAUAUUUUAUUCACAUAUAUUUCAUAAAAUCUUAGAAAUAAAACAUUUCUUGUACCUCC
Molecule: messenger RNA, 1949 nt
Organism: Lingula anatina
Lineage: Eukaryota; Metazoa; Brachiopoda; Lingulata; Lingulida; Lingulidae
Product: aquaporin AQPAn.G
Biological process (GO): transmembrane transport; water transport
Cellular component (GO): plasma membrane
Molecular function (GO): water channel activity
Source: RefSeq, a predicted model, not a curated record